Sander lucioperca (pikeperch) is the source of this 7365-nucleotide messenger RNA. RefSeq names its product phospholipase C, gamma 1 (gene plcg1). The transcript has 33 exons. Lineage: Eukaryota; Metazoa; Chordata; Actinopteri; Perciformes; Percidae. Gene Ontology annotation, molecular function: protein binding; phosphatidylinositol-4,5-bisphosphate phospholipase C activity. Gene Ontology annotation, biological process: phospholipid catabolic process; positive regulation of epithelial cell migration; phosphatidylinositol-mediated signaling. The record is from RefSeq and is a predicted model, not a curated record. The coding region runs from base 332 to 4279 and encodes 1315 amino acids.
GCGCUAGCUGCAUCUGAGAGCAGACAAACUUGCGAAGUCUUACCACGGUUCUUACUAUCUGCAUGCCUCUCUCUAUGGACGGCCGAAGGGUAGAAGAGGAAACGGGGAUUGUUGUCGUCGGGACCGCAGCGCUUUUUCAGGGCCUAGCGAUGAUUUAAUCACGGAAAACCGGGGUGUGGGGGGCAAAGGAGAAGGAGAAAACGACGGGAGCGCGAUAGGAACAGCAGUUGGAGAUGUGCGGUCGGGCCGAGAUUGCAGCGGUAUCCCUGGCUAGGCCUGGACUGAGCAGAUUGUUCUGAGAGGAAACGGACAACAAACAGGGGAAGUGAACAUGGCUGGGACUUCAGGCUUCUUUUCCAACGGACCUGUUCCGUGGAUGGACAACGACACAGAGAUGAACAACCUGUACAGAGACCUGGAACUGGGGACAGUGCUGACACUGUUUUAUUCUAAGAAGUCCCAGCGGCCAGAGAGACGGACAUUUCAAGUCAAGCUGGAGACCAGGACUAUUAUCUGGACUCGGGGCACGGAUAAAAUAGAGGGAGAGAUUGACAUUCGAGAGAUCAAGGAGAUCCGUACUGGACAGAAGUCGCGGGACUUUGAGCGAUAUGUGGAGGACUCAGCAACGAGGCUGGAGCAGGCUCACUGCUUUGUCAUCCUGUAUGGCACAGAGUUUCGCCUUAAAUCACUCAGCCUGGCAGCAACGUCAGAUGAGGAGAUGACAAUGUGGGUGAAGGGGUUAAACUGGCUUGUGGCCGACACACUGAAGGCUCCGACACCGCUUCAGAUAGAGAGAUGGUUACGUAAGCAGUUCUACGCCGUUGAUCGCAACAGAGAAGACAGGAUAUCCUGUAAGGAUCUGAAGAGCAUGCUGAGCCAGGUCAACUACAGGGUGCCCAACAUGAGGUUCCUCCGAGAGAAACUUCCGGACUCAGAGUUGAGGAAUGGAGACGUGUCCUUCAGCCAGUUUGCCCAGCUCUAUCGCAGCCUCAUGUUUGAUGCUCAGAGAAGCAUGGAAAUCCCAUUUAUACAAAGGUUCAUUGACAGACCAGAACAGAGGAUCUCCCUUGACGAUUUCAAGGGCUUCCUCCUGGAGUCUCAAAGGGAAAUGUGGGCCACAGACGACAACAAAGUUCAGGAGUUUAUGUUCAGCUACCUGAAAGACCCCCUGAGAGAAGUGGAACAGCCUUAUUUCCACCAAGACGAGUUCCUGACAUACCUGUUCUCCAAAGAGAACAGCAUCUGGGAUUCCUCCCUGGACCAGGUGUGUCCUGACAAUAUGAGCAACCCCCUGUCCCACUACUGGAUCUCCUCUUCGCACAACACCUACCUGACGGGAGACCAGUUUUCCAGUGAGUCGUCCCUGGAGGCAUACGCUCGCUGUCUGAGGAUGGGCUGCCGCUGUAUUGAAUUGGACUGCUGGGAUGGGCCAGAUGGAAUGCCGGUCAUCUACCACGGACACACACUUACAACAAAAAUCAAGUUUUGCGAUGUUUUGACCACCAUCAAAGAGCAUGCCUUCGUCACAUCCGACUAUCCCAUCAUCUUGUCCAUCGAGGACCACUGUAGUAUUGUGCAGCAGAGGAAUAUGGCCACUUACUUUAAGAAGGUGUUUGGAGACAUGCUGCUGACCAAGGCAGUGGAUAUCGUGGCAGAUGGCCUGCCCUCACCAAACCAGCUCAAGAGGAAGAUCCUCAUCAAGCAUAAGAAGCUUGCAGAAGGCAGUGCCUAUGAGGAGGUGUCCACCUCCACUCCCUACUCGGAGAAUGAUAUCAGCAACUCCAUCAAAAAUGGCAUCCUGUACCUGGAAGACCCCAUUAAUCAUGAGUGGUACCCUCAUUUCUUUGUCCUGACCAGCACUAAGAUCUACUACUCGGAAGAGACCUCCAGUAACCAGGGUAACGAUGAUGAGGAGGAGCACAGAGAGGUUUCCAACGGUAUGGACCAGCACGUGACAGAGAAAUGGUUCCACGGGAAAUUGGGCGCGGGGCGGGACGGGCGGCAGAUAGCCGAGAGGUUACUGUCGGAGUACUGCCUGGAGACCGGAGCUCCUGAUGGCUCUUUCCUGGUCAGAGAGAGCGAGACCUUUGUGGGAGACUACACACUGUCUUUCUGGCGUUCAGGGCGGGUGCAGCACUGUCGUAUCCACUCUCGUCAGGAGGCAGGCAGCCCCAAGUUCUACCUGACUGACAACCUGGUGUUCGACACGCUCUUUGCCCUGAUCAACCACUACCAGCAGGUGGCACUGCGCUGCAACGAGUUUGAGAUGAAGCUGACUGAGCCGGUGCCUCAGACCAAUGCUCACGAGAGCAAAGAAUGGUACCAUGCCAACCUCUCCAGGAGCCAAGCAGAAAACAUGCUGAUGAGGGUACCUCGUGACGGGGCUUUUCUUGUAAGGAAGAGGGCAGAACCCAACUCGUUUGCCAUUUCCUUCAGGGCCGAGGGAAAGAUAAAGCACUGCCGCGUGCAACAGGAAGGUCAGACUGUGGUGCUGGGCACCUCAGAGUUUGACAGCCUAGUAGAUCUCAUCAGCUACUAUGAGAAGCACCCUCUGUACCGCAAAAUGAAACUCCGCUAUCCCAUCAAUGAGGACACACUGGAAAAGAUAGGCACUGCUGAGCCAGACUACGGGUCACUGUACGAGGGCAGGAAUCCAGGCUUUUACGUGGAGGCCAAUCAAAUGCCAACAUUUAAGUGCACGGUGAGAGCCAUGUAUGAGUAUAAAGCCCAGAGAGACGAUGAGCUUUCCUUCAUUAAGAACGCUGUUAUCUCUAAUGUGGACAAACAGGAAGGAGGAUGGUGGAAGGGUGACUGUGGAGGGAAGAAGCAGCUGUGGUUUCCUGCUAAUUACGUGGAGGAGAUAAGUCCAUCAGCGGCGGAACCUGAUAGAACUCAGGAGAUGACAGAAAACAGCCCCCUGGGAGAUCUGCUGAGAGGAAGUAUGGAUGUGUCUUCCUGUCAGAUUGUUGUGCGUACUGAUGGGAAGGGCAGCAGGCCUCAUGUCUUCUCCCUGGUGCCGAGCACCUCCAUGCGGACAGGCCCGUUGCUGGACGUCGCUGCCAGCAGCCAAGAAGAACUCAAGGAAUGGGUGUUCAAGAUCCGCGAGGUCACCAUGACCUCAGAGGCCAAGCUAGAGGAAGGGAAGAUGAUGGAGAGGAGGAAGAAGAUUGCACUGGAACUGUCCGACCUGGUCAUCUACUGUAGGCCUGUGCCAUUUGAUGAAGACAAGAUUGGCACAGAGCGGGCCUGUUUCCGGGACAUGUCAUCCUUCCCUGAGACCAAGGCAGAGAAGUACGUCAACAAGGUCAAAGGGAAGAAGUUCCUGCAGUACAAUCGACUGCAGCUGUCCAGGAUCUACCCCAGAGGCCAGAGACUGGACUCCUCGAACUACGACCCUCUGCCCAUGUGGCUCUGUGGGUCCCAGCUGGUCGCGCUUAACUUCCAGACAGCAGACAAGCCCAUGCAGAUGAACCAGGCGCUGUUCAUGCUGAACGGAAGGAGUGGCUACGUCCUUCAGCCGCCCAUCAUGAGGGAUGACCACUUUGAUCCCUUCGACAGGCUUACGCUACGAGGCCUCGAACAAGUCACUGUAGAGAUAGAGGUUUUGGGCGCGCGGCACCUGCCCAAGCACGGACGCGGCAUAGUUUGUCCUUUGAUCGAGAUCGAGGUGUGUGGUGCAGACUACGACAGUGCCAAGCAAAAAACUGACUCAGAAGCUGAUAACGGUCUGAACCCCACGUGGCCCCGAAAGCCAUUCCAGUUCGUAGUAUGCAACUCUGCCUUUGCCUUCUUGCGCUUUGUGGUUUAUGAGAUUGACAUGUUCAAUGACCAAAACUUCCUGGCGCAGGCCACAUUCCCCAUUCACAGCAUCAAGACAGGCUACCGGUCCGUACCUCUGAAGAACAGCUACAAUGAGGAUCUGGAGUUGGCUUCUCUGUUAGUCCACAUAGACAUCAUCAGUGGCAGGGAUGAAAAUGGAGAGGUUCUGAGCCCUUUCCUUGCAGUCGGGGCCACGUCAGUGUCAACAUCUGCCCAAGCUGGGCGGGAACGUUUGGGGGAUUCCGUGUCUUCGACUUCCUCCAACAUGUCUCCUGUGUCCCAGUCGCCGGCCCAGGCCACGGCCUACAGGGGGAGAGAGGGCUCCUUUGAAUCCCGCUACCAGUCCCCUCUAGAAGACUUCAGGGUGUCCCAGGAGGCACUGUUGGACCACAUGGACCCACAGAACAGACAAACAAGGAUGUUACGGAGGACCAGAGUGGGCGGAGAGAACCGUGUCUAAGUCCAAGCCAAUCAGGACGCAUUUCUGUUGCAUCCCCAACCGCCACCCACCCCCUCCGUACCCAGUCACCUUUCCCCGUACUGAUGAUGUCACUGACUGCUGUGAACACUGUUUCCAUGGAAACGCCCACCACCGCUUUGGCCUACAUUUCAGGCAGCUCUCCCUCCCUCCAUUCUCCAAAAAAAAAACAAAAAAAAAAAAAACUCUCUUUCUCUCUCUCCUUCUAAUGCUGCCCAGUCUCUCACCACUCGCCUGAUGAGAAGGAGGGACUCGGACACAAGAGAAGAGGGAGGGCCGCUGAGAGGAAGCUGACCGCUCCGGACAGGAAGAAGAAACGGACAUUCACAGGAGAACAAAAGCAAGGCUGAAAAAGUGCCCGCUCUGGACUGGUUGUUUGCGGGGCGGGUUGUCCUCUCUUGUGUUUUAGGUGUGCACAACAUCUGCUUAGUUUGGCGGCUAAGAGUAGGGGAAGUGAGAGUUGUAAAAGGUAUCAGUUUGAAACUGUUUCCCGGUUAAGUUUCUUUGCUUUUCUCUAUUAGGCGUAUAUGAAUAUAUGUAUUUAUUCCUGCUGUGCUGUUGGCCGGAGAACAGCAGCAGCUGACCUGCUCUCAAAGAGCUCCCGUCUCCAUGUUUUUAAUAAUUAUAAUUAUUUAAACCUUUAAACAUUCAUAAUGUGAUCAUUUUUUUUUUUUUUUUUUGAAUAUGUGUUUGUGUUAAACAUGAGGGCUCUCUACGGCUAUUUUAAUGUAUCUCUCUUCUCUGCUCUGUGGAGGAAAUUAUGUGCAUCCAGUCAAACUCAAACCCUAACUUUUUUUUUUUUUUUUUUUUUUGGAAGGCAUCAGGAAGAAGUCAUAGCUUGUUUGUGUUGGAAACAGUGAGAGAAUAGCCAGCGUCAUGUCUGCAUACACAAACACACACUAGCUUUUUAUUUAUUUCUAACGUACAUUCCAAAUAACUGCACAUCAUUCCAUUUUCCUGCGUUGCAGGUGCCUUUACAAGCACAUUCAAACAUGACACAUUCAAACUUCUGUCUCCCUUGACAGUCUUACUUCACAUUGAUUAUGUCUGUAGGGUCUCUAACUGUGUGAUAAAGCAGGACCAGGGAUACAUGUUGACCCAGAAGAGGUUGUAGUCUGAAUGUGAUUGAUAAUUAUGUUCAUAAUUGUCCAUUUUGUUCUCCUUCCGAUUUUUGCCUGUUUGUGGGCCAUUUGAAUGGCAAGCACAGUUAUCUUGUCAAUCAAGGGAGAGUUCAUAGAGCUGCAAGGUUACGGCUCAAAUGACAAUACUGAUAACUGCUGGAUAAUUUAAUCAAUUUUCGGAAUAACAAAGUGGUUUGAGGAACAUAUUUAUGUACUCACAUUUGAAAAUAUUUUCAUUUACAGGGAACAUUCAAAAUGUUUCACAUUUGUCACCAUACCUACUGUAAUUGUGGAAGAUUGUAAUACAAUUUCAAGUCUUAAUAGAAUGUAAGGCCCCUUUUGUUCUGUGUUUUUAAUUAGUUGAGCGUAACCUUUCCGAUAUAAAAGUAAAUAUAAAAACUGUCACUGUUUUAUGUGAGCAAGUUUUAGUUCCAACGGAUGUCUCUUAGAAGUGGUUUUGAGGUCCGAAGCAAAGGUGUUUUACUGCAACAAGCUGUUUUUGAUUUUAUUUGUUGGCAUUUGUACAACAGGAGUUCCCCGUGUUUGAAAGGGAAUUCAGUAUCGUUGCCAAGUGAGACGGUUUGCAUUGCCGGUGUAAGGCAUAAAGAAAACAUGCCGUAUACUACUUGCUGGUACAUUUUGCUGCAGCACAAUGACAUAAGGGAUCUUUGUUUUUGUGCUGCCGCGGUGUUCUGGGCGAGUUUUGUCACAGCACCAAGCUGUUUCCCAGAAACCUGUGAAGAUUUUAAGUUACACUGCCAUUAUAUACAGUUAAAUUGCCACUGCCUGUGAAUUUGUUUGUGAUGAAAUGUGCAAAAUUGCAGACUUUGCGUAAACAACUGUCUCAAAGUGAAUGUGAAAUGCUGAACAAUUCAUCGUUCCCAAUUUUAGAUUCUUAUUCUGGCUUCUAUUCUAGUGUUUGUCUAACUUGGUAAUUAAGAGUCCUCUUGAGUUAAAUGUUGGUGUGGUUUAAAGUGCAUGGGCUUCUCAUUUCCUGCGUUUGUGGUAUGAGCGUGUUAAGCAGGCCGGGUCUAAGUUUCAGACUUAGUUGUUGCUGUGUUUCUGAGGCCGAUGGAUGACAAAGUUGCCUGGGGGGAUGGGGGGUCGAUGUAGGUGCCGAGGCCUGUGUUCUGGGCCUUCAGUGAGCCCAGACGGAGCUUGUAUCUAACCGAUGCUGUUAAUCUUUCCAGGUUCAUAUCAGAAACAGUGUUUUCUCUGCUUGUAUGUGAUGACUAUAUGAUGUAAACUCAGUAUUCUCACUCAGUGUUUGACCACUGAGACACACCUAAGCCAUAUGGUAUAUUUUAAGUUAAGGUAAAAGCAGGGACAGGAGUUAAUACUUGAGGUCUCAACGAAAGUUUUUUAGCAUCUUGGACCCCAAUAUUAAUCCCGAAGCUCCCCCAUAUAACACUUAUUAUUUUUGUUUUUCCUCCCGUGGUCGAUAAAUGGUCUUUGUGGAGAGCUCUCCCUCCAAUGCUGCAUUGCUCUUAUUGCUGACCUGUCUGCUAAUGUCUGUGUGCCUCUGUCUGUGUACACAUCAAAUUAAAGCCACAUCAUUCACCUCCUCUGCUGCGCUUUAAGCACCUGCACAGCCACGGUACAGCCACACUGAUUUUGACUGAUCGGAACUCCGCAGCACUGUGUGAGCAUGUAUAGACCUCUACUGUUCAGUUUGUUGUACCCGUUAUGGUGGGACAACGUAAACUCCCACCAACCUGUAAAGAGGUCUAACCAGAAUAAUUAGGAGCGUCUAUGUGAAUGUGCAGGACCCAUUAGUUUCUUUUGCUUUGUUUUUUUCUCCAAUCUUGUCUGUUUUGUUACCGACAGUAAUAACGCCUUUCUGUAAUGUGCCUAAACUACGGAGAGGAAAAGUAUUCAUUUUAAUUUUGCCUUUCAUAUGAAACAUAUUCAAGCCUGAAAAGUAAAUAAAAUACUUACUACUUUAUA